CAGUCGAGAACUUCAUCUACUUCACUCUGUAUUAGCGGCCAUCUUCUCCCUGCAUGAGAAGAAGAGUGGCGCAACAGACAUGGCAGAUUAUUCCAACGUGGCUCCACCGUCCUCAAACAAUGGAGGAGGAAUGAACGACGCUUUUAAGGAUGCACUACAGCGGGCAAGACAAAUUGCUGCUAAAAUAGGGGGCGAUGGCGUUGCCCCUCCUCCUUCAGCAAACGACUUUGGGUAUGGGGGACAGAAACGGCCCUUGGAGGACGCUGAUCAACCAGAGGCAAAAAAAGUUGCCCCUAAUGACCCUUUCACAGCAGUCAUGGGGGGGAUGGGUGGCGGUCCCCCAAGGUCUGCAUCGGAGGAGUUCAAAGUUCCCGAUGGCAUGGUUGGAUUCAUCAUCGGAAGAGGAGGAGAGCAGAUAUCCCGGCUGCAGCAGGAGUCGGGAUGUAAAAUACAAAUCGCCCCAGACAGUGGAGGGAUGCCAGACAGGUCGGUGACACUAACAGGAGCUCCAGAAUCUAUCCUGGCUGCAAAGAGGUUAUUAACAGAGAUCGUUGAGAAGGGCAGGCCCACACCAUUCCACCAUAACGAUGGCCCAGGCAUGACUGUGCAGGAGAUUCUCGUUCCGGCCUCUAAAGCUGGUCUUGUUAUCGGCAAGGGCGGAGAAACCAUUAAACAGUUACAGGAACGUGCUGGUGUGAAGAUGGUCAUGAUUCAGGAUGGACCACAAAACACAGGAGCAGACAAACCCCUCCGGAUUUCAGGAGAGCCCUUUAAAGUUCAACAAGCCAAAGAGAUGGUCAUGGAAUUGAUUAGGGAUCAAGGUUUCCGGGAGCAACGGGGUGAAUAUGGCUCAAGGAUGGGAGGAGGAGGAGGAGGAGGAGGUGGUGGAGGAGGAGGCGGCGGUGGCAAUGGAGGUGGUGGUGGUGACAGUUUGGAUGUUCCAGUGCCACGGUUUGCAGUUGGAAUUGUGAUUGGACGGAAUGGUGAAAUGAUCAAGAAGAUCCAAAAUGACACUGGAGUUCGAAUUCAGUUCAAACCAGACGACGGCACUACACCCGAGAGGAUAGCUCAGAUCAUGGGGCCCCCUGACCGAGCACAGCAUGCGGCCGAGAUCAUCUCUGACCUGUUGAGGAGCGUACAGGCCGGGGGGCCCCCAGGACCCGGUGGAAGGGGCAGAGGUCGUGGUCAGGGCAACUGGAACAUGGGUCCCCCAGGAGGCCUGCAAGAGUUCACCUUCACCGUCCCCACCAUGAAGACCGGCCUCAUCAUCGGCAAAGGGGGAGAGACCAUUAAGGGUAUCAGCCAGCAGUCAGGGGCCAGAAUAGAACUGCAGCGGAACCCUCCUCCCAAUGCCGACCCCAGCAUCAAGGUUUUCACCGUCCGAGGAACGCACCAACAGAUCGACUAUGCUCGGCAACUGGUGGAGGAAAAGAUUGGAGGUCCAGUCAGUCCAAUGGGUGGCCCUCAUGGACCCCCAGGCCCCCAUGGAGGACCUGCCCCGCAUGGCCCUCCAGGGCCCCCUGGACCCCCUGCACCGAUGGGGCCCUACAACCCCGGCCCAUACAAUCAGGGCCCCCCAGGACCACAUGGUCCACCUGGCCCAUACCCACCCCAGGGCUGGGGCAAUGGCUACCCCCACUGGCAACAGGGACAGCCAGAUCCCAAUAAAGCAGCAGCGGAUGCCAACGCAGCGGCGUGGGCGGCUUAUUACGCCCAGUACCAACAGCAGCCUCAGGCCCCCAUGACGCCCACUAGCGCCGCACCGGGCACAGCACAGACCAACGGCCAGGGUGACCCGCAGGCUCCAGGUCAGAGUGGACAGGCAGAUUACACCAAGGCCUGGGAGGAAUAUUACAAGAAAUUGGGUCAACAAGGUCAGCCUACACAGGACUACACAAAGGCGUGGGAGGAGUACUACAAAAAACAAGGUCAAGCUGCCCCUCAGGCGGCAGCAGCCACGCCGGCGCCGGCCCAGCCCGGAGGUCAGCCGGACUACAGCGCAGCCUGGGCUGAGUAUUACCGCCAGCAAGCUGCGUACUACGGCCAGGCGGGAGCCCAGGGCAUGGGAGCAGCACCACAGGCGCCUCAGGGCCAGUAAUGUGAAGUGGACAUAAACUAAAUGCUACCUUGUCGAAACAAAUCCUUUGUUAAAUGUUUGGAUGCAGACGUCUUGAUGAUGAUGAUGAUGAUGAAGAUCUUAAAUUUCCUUGGUUUAAAAGUGUUUCAAAAUAGAUUGCAACAUGGCUCCGGAGUCAAGUAUUUUUCUUUAUUCUUUUUUUGUUUAGCUGUUCUUGUAAAUGAACGGUUUGUUUUAGUAAGGGUAAUUUUAGCAUAUGGUCAUUCCAGCUCCUGUAUCUCCAUCUAAUGUGGUUAGAGCUCAUGUUUAUACGAACUGUAGUCAUUUCCAUGUAAAUCAUCUCAGUUUAAAAUAUGAAAUGCUUGUUGUGUUUUGCAAUAAAACAAAAUGAAACCUCCUGUGUUGGUAAGUGGGGUGGCAGAAAGGGGGUGGAAACCAUCUUGUAAGCAGUUUUUAAAAAUGUGCGGGGGGGGGAAUCACGUAAGGCAUGACAUGCAGACUGAAAUGUGUUUAAUUUCUUUCUGUCUAUUUUUCUGACAAAACAUGCUCUGCCAUUUUCUUGUCUCUCCAACUGUCUGUGCGGUUCCUGUUUUUUAAAAAUUGUAACCCCUAGUUUUAUUUUUUGAUGUGUGAAUGCAAUGCUGAGAUCAAUUGUGUCGCAUAUCCUUUAUCAGUGACGUUAGUGGUGUCUCCUUGCGUAUUUUAAACUGGCCAUUGCUGAGGUUCUAGGAGCAGACAGAUACUGGUCGGUCAGUGGUAGGUGUGUCACUCUUUAAGACCUGAAGCAGCUCUUGUUGUAUUGUGCCUGGUGACUCAAGCUAGUUAUGCACUGUAUGUAAUGAGAGAAACUUUCUCCCUCACAGGCAAGAUUAGGAAGGUGGUAAGCAAGAGGUAUUUUAACAAAAUGUUCUUUUGGAAUUUUGUCACUGCAAAGUAUUGCAAGCAUUUUAGUUGAAUUUUUGUUGCUUUCUUACAGGACAGAUACAAUGUUCUCAUUUGAAAGCGAUUACAUGCAAAAGCACUUGUUUUUGUUUUUUUUAUUCCCUCCCCCUCAGUUUUCAUGCAUCACGUUUUUGUAAUUAUCUGCUGGCCUUAUCUUGAAACCAUUUUGAUACAAAUUAAAACGAAAAAGCUGAAUUUGCAAAAGUCAAAUUUUUGUUUUACCAGUUGUCUGUUGGCAUCCAUCCAGUAUGUAGAUUUGUAGGUGAUUAGGGCGGUGGAGGUGCCGAAGUGCCUCCCCACUGACAUGAUCCCUCCACCGUAAGUACAAUACAAUGUGAUUUAAAAGCCAUCACUUGUCUUUGAUAUCUUGCUGAGAAUUAAUAGUGUGCUAGACAAUGUCUCAUUUACAUUUAAAAACAAGCAUUUGGUAAGUAUUAGAGCCCCAAAUCCUCAGUUAUGUUUUGAAGUUGCUCAUGUUGUUUCUGACCUUUGAAAUGGCCUCUUUUUGACAAAUUGGACUGAUUUGCGUUUGUUAUGAACUACUGAAUUUAUGCAAUGAUAUUUCCAUUCAGCAAUAUUUUCAUUCAGAAACAUGGCAAUGUAGCUGUUUUUGUGAUGCAUACAGUAUAUGAAGUUUUUAGUGCUUCUGACAUAUCUGCGUGUAUUUUUGCUGAAUUGAUUAGUUUGGCAUUCAACACUUUCUUUCCUCUGUAGGAAAGCCCGAAUAGAAUAAGAACUCAAGUCACCAUUGAAGUUUGAGUGAGUCAAAUAAGAACGUAGUCUUUUUUUCCCCAAUGUUAAUACAUGAACCUGAAGAUGUUUAACGUGAACAAACUAAUAUUUAAGGCUUGUCACCAUUUAAAGUUUGUCACCUCUUGCAAUAUCAGGAUGCUGGCACUGAACAUGGUUGUUUUUGAAAAUGCGUUUUUUUGUAGCUUUCAAAUAUAAUGUAGCACAUUGAUGCUAAACGCUAUGUCUUGUAGUAGCAAUUCAGCAUGCUAUUGUCUUAGGCAUAGAACUGAAGUGCUUCAGAAUAGUGUUCUACCUUUUCCAAACUUGCCCAUGAUUUGUCAGACAUGCCUUUUUUGCUAUGAACACUUGUCAUUCUGAUGGCUGUUGAAUUGACGCCAAUGAUGUGACUGAUUUGUUCAUUGAUGGCAAACAGUGCAAUAUCUAAUUCUUGCAGUGUCCACCCAGACCUUGCACCUUAGGUUCUGCUGCAAUAAUACAGGUAAGCGUAACCUAAGGAAAGAAGUGUUUGACCUGUGCUAUAGACAUUUACUGCUGUCUGACCUGCCCACACAUUGUGCCUAGCUUAAAAGUUUUCCUUUGCUUAGAGUUGACUACAACAACAGUAAGUUUAUCAGUCAAAAUGUUGCUUUCAACCUCAAUUCUAGCCUGGAAAUUGUUGGUCCUCAUGCACUGUUCUGUAUUCUCAAUCUGAAUGAUUUGCAUGGCAUUUACUUUAGUAGCAACGUAAAUGCUACAUACCAUUUAUAAAGUGUCGAUAUGUCUUACAUAUUCGCAACCGUCCAGGAUUUAAACAUGUCCUCAUUCCAAAGUCUUGAUUUAGUAAAUUUAGUCUAAACAAAUGUUAUUUUACGGAAUAAUUUAGUUGUAUUCUGUUUGGGUGGGGGAUUGGGGAGCCUGUGACCAGGAUGCUUAGGAUGCCCUCUUGUUUUAACAUGAAUAUACAUUAAGCUGCAUGCAGUGGCAAAGACCUCGGCGUGAGUUAGUGAUACUAAUGUCCUCACUUGCGAAUUGUGUUAAGUGUGAUGAAUAUCAAUGCUGCUGUUGCCAUUGGUUUGAAACCUGUGAAUUGAUGCCCUGCUGCAGUGCUAAUAUUUUGUCAAAAAUUGCUGCCUCCAUUCUCACUCACAGUGUGGAAGAUGCUGCAGGCAAUAGGUCGUAGAAUCAGAUCCUGAGCUAGUUUGUCCCUAAGGAGGAAUCCUUUGAGUCUGUCCCUCUGCCGAACGUAGACCAUUCAAGGGCUCCAGUUAUAAGGUAACCAAUAUAAUGAGGAAACCUGUGACUGCUUAAGUUGUCUUCUUGAUGCUGAGUCUAGGGACAUGUCUGAUUACAAUUCUGCUGAAUUCCUAAGAUAUUGCCAUUCUUAACAUGCCAUUGAUCUGUAGUGGUGUUGAAGUAUGCUUUUCUCAUUGCAUUUGCUUAUUGCUUUACGUAGGGAUUUGAAAGAAUUUGUGUGAAUGCUUUAAAAUAGUUUAAGACGAGGAACUGUUCUUUGUAGUCCCGUGUCAGUUGUCAAGACUUUAGGCAGUGAAUUGGAGAAGAGCAAUCACAACCUUUUUUCCCCUUAUUUCGAAAUUUCUCCUCAGCUUGCAAUGAAUUCCCAUUUUUGCAUAAACCUUUUUUGUACAUAUGUAUACCAGUGAGAGGGUUUUCACAGCAGACUAUGUGGGGGUGUAGACAAGUAGACGGAACCUGAACAUUUUCCAGAAGUUUAGAGCAUGCCUUGGGGGUAAACUCGCAGAUGGUUUUGUGUGCUGUUUUUGAUUGUUUAUUUUUUUGAGUUGGUUUUGUUAGACUUUUUUUGACUUCUCUAUUGUUGCCAUGUCCAUGAAAUAAAGAUGUGAUCUCAA
Messenger RNA from Alosa sapidissima (American shad), 5619 nucleotides. It is a transcript of the gene fubp1, whose product is annotated as far upstream element (FUSE) binding protein 1. Bases 80 to 2098 code for a protein of 672 amino acids. The transcript has 20 exons. Lineage: Eukaryota; Metazoa; Chordata; Actinopteri; Clupeiformes; Clupeidae. The record is from RefSeq and is a predicted model, not a curated record. Gene Ontology annotation, biological process: regulation of DNA-templated transcription. Gene Ontology annotation, cellular component: cytoplasm; nucleus. Gene Ontology annotation, molecular function: mRNA binding.